ACCAUAUCAAUUAUGUACUGAAACAGUUGAAUCCUGUGCCGCGAAUGUUCGUGAUGAUGGUUACUCUAUCUUCUAGGAGUUUGCCGUAUUUCCUGUUGGCUUUAAUUAAUUCAAGUUUGGGCGACGGAGAUGGACGGAUAAUUUUCUCGAAAAAUGACGAUGAUUCCUAUGACGUCAUCGUGAACUCUGACCUGAACGACGACGUGCCGCGCUGGCUCUUUGGAAGCAGCUUUUUCGGUUUGCCUUACGGUUGGAGGUACAAUGACGACAUCACAGCUACCAUCAGAAUGGACCGAGACCGUUAUCAAAUUGUGGCAGACCUUAGAUUUUUCGAGGGUGAUAGUGUCAAAGUGAAGAUUACAAGUGGAAAUUCCAUCACCGUAUACGCCAAACAAAAAUACCGAAAUGAGUACGGAAGGUCUACUUCGAAAUCAUUUAACAGAAAGUUCUCCGUUCCUAGGACUUACAACGUCAAUAGAAUGGAAGCUCGACUGUCUUCGUCGGGCGUUUUGACCAUAAACGUACCAAAUGAUAGAGAUAGAGACACCAUUUUAUUCUCCAACUCUGGAUACCGGAACAUUUACUAUUGAAAUUGGUAUUUUUACCUGUAAUUUGAGUACCAAAAGAAGCAAAUAAAUAAG
This is a messenger RNA of Cylas formicarius (sweet potato weevil), 641 nucleotides long. RefSeq names its product alpha-crystallin B chain-like. The transcript has a single exon. Lineage: Eukaryota; Metazoa; Arthropoda; Insecta; Coleoptera; Brentidae. Gene Ontology annotation, biological process: protein refolding; response to heat. Gene Ontology annotation, molecular function: protein folding chaperone. The record is from RefSeq and is a predicted model, not a curated record. Bases 45 to 590 code for a protein of 181 amino acids.